Messenger RNA from Hirundo rustica (Barn swallow), 3618 nucleotides. RefSeq names its product gamma-butyrobetaine hydroxylase 1 (gene BBOX1). Bases 393 to 1586 code for a protein of 397 amino acids. Gene Ontology annotation, molecular function: gamma-butyrobetaine dioxygenase activity; iron ion binding. NCBI's taxonomy places the organism in Eukaryota, Metazoa, Chordata, Aves, Passeriformes, Hirundinidae. The record is from RefSeq and is a predicted model, not a curated record. Gene Ontology annotation, cellular component: mitochondrion. Gene Ontology annotation, biological process: carnitine biosynthetic process. The transcript has 8 exons.
GAGUCGGCUGCGGCGUCUCGCCCGGUCGCAGCCGUGAGGGAGGCGGUCGCGCAUGCUCCGCGGGAAGGAUGUCUGUCUGCAGCCGCUGCCGGUGCAAAUCAUUUCCCCUCGUCGUCUGCUCUCGUUACGCUCAGUAAGGAAAUGGAGGCCUGAAGCGGGACCGCCGGCAGGCUACGGCCUGGCUCCUGAGCAGAGACACUUCAAGCAGUGUCUCCACUGACCCUUGACACACAGGCCUGUGCAGCCAUCAGGGAGUGUGGAACCCAAAAGGUGGAGUGCAGUGGCUCACGCUCUGCCGAGGACCGUAGUCCCUGGAGGUCGGGGGUGUUGCCUGCUGCCGGUGCAGAAGGGCAGGAGCCCACUCACUGGGAGCACUCAGCCUUGUAGUCAGCAUGCUCCCCACCACUCAGCAGCUCAACAUGAGCCCAGGGAUACAGAGGUUGGAAACUUUGGACGAGGGCCAUUUCGUAUGCGUGAAGUGGGAGGAUGGAAGUGAGAGCAGCUACCCCUGCGUCUGGCUGAGGGACAACUGCCAGUGUCCCCUCUGCUUUCUGCCCUCUGCCGGAGCACGCAGGCUGCUCUUUGAGGAUCUGGAUGUGAACAUCGUGGUGAAGAAGGUUGUUCUGGCAGAUAGAAAAAAGAUCUCAAUUACAUGGCCUGAUGAACACACUAGUGAAUAUGAAGCUGAAUGGUUGAAAAAACGAUGCUUCUCUGAAGAAGCCAGAGCUGUAAUGCGAGCAGAUUUAUUUUUACCAGAAUGCCAGUACUGGGGCUCGGACCUUCAACUUCCCAAAAUACCUUUUGAAGAAAUCAUGUGCAAUGAUGAAAGUGCAUACAAGUGGUUGUGCACCCUAAAGAAAGUAGGAAUUGUUCUACUGACAGGAGCUGCUGCAAGGCAAGGAGAAUUGAUUAGGCUUGGCCACAGGAUUGGGUUCCUGCGUCUCACAUUUUAUGGACCAACUUGGCAAGUGCAAGACAAAGCAGAUGCUAACAAUGUAGCUUAUACAACUGGGAGACUCUGUUUUCACACUGAUUAUCCCGUUCUGCAGCAUCCACCUGGGGUUCAAUUUCUUCAUUGUAUAAAACAAACAGCUGCAGGAGGUGAAAGUGAAGUUGUAGAUGGAUUUCAUGUAUCCAACAAGCUGAAGAAACAGAAUCCUGAGGCAUAUCAGAUCCUGUCCUCUACUGCUGUAGACUACAUUGAUGUUGGGGUGGAUUACUGUGAUUUUGCUGUGCACUGUAAACAAAGGAUUAUAGACACGGAUUCCAGAGGCCAAACAAUUCGCAUCAAUUAUAAUAAUGCAACAAGAGACACAGUGUUUGAUAUACCAGUAGAAAAAGUGAGGCCAUUUUAUGCAGCUCUAAAGGAAUUUAAUGAUUUAUUAAACAGUGCAGAACACAAGUUUGCUUACAAACUGAAACCAGGAGACAUAGUGACAUUUGACAACUGGCGUGUGCUUCACGGUCGUCAAAGUUAUCCAUCAUGUUCAGAAGUGACACGUCACCUGGAAGGUGCUUAUGCAGACUGGGAUGUUGUCAUGUCAAGGCUCCGGCUCCUUAGGAAAAGGGUCCUAAAUAAGGAUUGAGCUUUCUUCUAACUAGAAUGAGCAAAACGCAGAUUAUCUAACCUCAAUGACAACAGCAAUAUUAAAAUAAUUAGUCUUCCUUUCAAAAACUGACAUCACUUUUGACAAGGGCUUGUUGUCGAACCAGGGUAAUGGCUUUAAACUGACAGAGGGUAGGUUUUGAGUAGAUAUUAGGAUGACAUUCUUUACGUGAGGGCGCUGAGGCACUGCAACAGGUUGCUCAGAGAAGCUAUGGCUCUCAAGGGCAGGUUCAAUGAGGCUUGUGGCAAACUGGGAUAGUGAAACUCAGUGAAAACAGCCAGCUGUGGAGUGCUUAACACAGAACAACUUCUGAAAUAUCUGGGGAGAUUCCGUUGGAAAACCGUGGAUUUAACCAGCCUUCCUAAAGAAGAGGGAGUUAACAAUUGCAUUGUAUCCCUCUCCUCUCCUCUCCUCUCCUCUCCUCUCCUCUCCUCUCCUCUCCUCUCCUCUCCUCUCCUCUCCUCUCCUCUCCUCUCCUCUCCUCUCCCAAGGGCUAGCUCUACAUGCCUGUUUGUUUUUCUCAUUAACAAAUCAGAGUAUAAUGGCUGUUAGAAAAAGAUGAAAUACAAAGGUCUGCUGUCCAAUAGGUUGGUGGUUUGUCUGCCUGCAAGGCAACUAAUUCAUACAGCAUUUACAUCUUGCAAAAUUAACACUUUUUGCUUUCAGUCUGCAGAUAUAAACAAUGCCAGGAAAUUCUAGCAGAUGACUGGCAAAGACUUGUCUUGUUGGAUCUCAUUAGUAAGGUCUGCAAAAUCAGUGCAAAUGAGUCAUAUGAAGAGCCUGUCAUAUUUUCAGUAUUCAAUCCCAUGAUUUUCCACUAAAACCUGUGAGGAGACAGACUGAUGAGGCCUCCAGAGCUCAGUCAGAAAUGAUUCCUGGCUCUUCUCCAAAUUCCCUGUGUGACCUUGUCUAAGUGAGUUUCUUCUGUCCUGCCUCAGCCCUCUGUCUAGCUGUAAACAUACCUCAAGUCUCUCUUGGCAAAACAAAAAUACUGCACUUAGGUAGGAUUAAUCAGCAACAUGAAUUCAAAAUAGGGAGUGAUUAGUCAAGCUUAGGCCAUUGUUUUUUAUAAUAGUUCUUGGAGGUUGUAAUGGAUCUCCAGCUGAGCAUGAAUAAACUCUGUAAUUUGUUAUAAAGAAAGCACCUCACUGGAACAUCAACAGGAGUGGUGCCUACAGGCACCCCACAGUCCUUCACCUGCUGGGGGUAUCCCAGGUGAAGGGAUAGCUAGAGAACAGCAUUCCACUUUGGGUGCAUGUCAGGGAAGGCAAACCACGAGGAAGACUUUUGGAAAAGGUGAGAGGGAUACCAGAACGGCAGAGACAAAGAAGAGCCUGAAUUAGUUGCUGUCAUCUAGCCAGAAAGAAAAAUGAGACAGAGGAAAGCAGGGCUAAAGUAAGUGUUCAAGGCUGCUGCAAGAUGGAGCAAUCUCUUCCAAUAUUUGUGGUGGCUAGGGAAAGAAACAAAGAGCUUCGAUUGCAAUAAGAGAAAUUUAUAUUGCAUGUGGAUUUAUAUUAAACGUGAAAGAAGUUCUCUGUCAGGAUGUGGAGAAAACACUAGGUUAAAUCAUCCUGAAAAGUUGGGAAGCCCAUCCGUGGGGGCCUUAAAGAAAGAGUUGGACAGACAUCUUCCAGGAAUAAAAUGGGAAUAAUUAAUAUUGCCAUGGGGCAGCACAAUAAACUUGAUCUGUUGAAAUCCAUUCAGCCUGUGCUUCUGUGAUAAUAUCUGAGCAGAUGCUGUGGGUUUAUACAGCACCUUGCCCAAAAGAGCCCUUUUCUUUCUUCCUGAGAGACAGGCAUUAGUACUUAUAACUGGUUUUAUGAUCAAUGUGUUUCAAGACACACAGCUUAAUGCCACACACACACUACCCAAACUGUAACUUAAAUUUCAAUAAGAUACCUGUUCUGUUUCUCUAUUGAACUAGUCAGUUAAGAGCAACUGUCUAUUUUCCAAUGCUACAUUCACAAAAUCAAUUCACACAGCUUGCACUGAUAGUGGGAAGAUUACUACU